AUCAUCCCUGUUUCUUUUUAAAUCACAUCCAGGAAAAUGAAUAUCUCCAAUACCUACAACAGCUCCAGUCAUACAGCUGGUUUCAUCCUCCUUGGGUUCCCCUGUAGCAAGAACGGUCAAAUCCUCCUCUUCAUACUUUUCUUGAUCAUCUAUAUCCUGACCCUUCUAGGAAAUGGUUCUAUCAUCUGUGCUGUGUACUGGGACCAGCAGCUUCAUAACCCCAUGUACAUCCUCUUGGCCAGCUUCUCUUUCCUGGAAAUCUGGUAUGUCACUUCUACUGUCCCCAAUAUGUUGGUCAACUUUCUCUCUAAUACCAAGAUGAUCUCCUUCUCUGGAUGCUUCCUCCAGUUCUACUUCUUCUUCUCUUUAGGUACUACAGAAUGCUUUUUUCUGGCUGUUAUGGCAUUUGAUCGGUAUCUGGCCAUCUGCCGACCUCUGUACUAUCCCACCAUCAUGACAGGACAUCUCUGCACCUGUCUAGUGGUCAGCUGCUGGGUGUUUGGCUUCCUCUGGUUCCUGAUUCCCAUCAUCCUCAUUUCCCAAUUGUCCUUCUGUGGCUCCAAAGUCAUUGACCACUUUCUAUGUGACCCAGGCCCACUGCUAGCUCUCACCUGCACCAGGGCCCCUUUAAUAGAGUUUAUCUGUUCUACCUUGAGUUCUUUGCUCCUGUUUGUACCCUUCCUCUACAUCAUGGGAACAUAUGCCCUAGUCCUGAGAGCUGUGUUGAGAGUUCCUUCACCAGCAGGUCAGCAUAAAGCCUUCUCUACCUGUGGGUCCCAUUUGGCUGUGGUGUCACUGUUCUAUGGCUCUGUGAUGGUGAUGUAUGUGAAACCAACAUCAGGCCAUGAAGCAGGAGCACAGAAGACUGUGACCCUCUUUUAUUCUGUGGUGACCCCAUUCUUAAAUCCUUUGAUCUACAGCCUUAGGAACAAGGAUAUGAAAGAUGCCCUGAGGAAAUUUCUGGGUACAUAA
Molecule: messenger RNA, 972 nt
Organism: Trichosurus vulpecula (common brushtail)
Lineage: Eukaryota; Metazoa; Chordata; Mammalia; Diprotodontia; Phalangeridae
Product: olfactory receptor 11G2-like
Exons: 1
Coding region: 37-972 (311 amino acids)
Biological process (GO): G protein-coupled receptor signaling pathway
Cellular component (GO): membrane
Molecular function (GO): olfactory receptor activity; G protein-coupled receptor activity
Source: RefSeq, a predicted model, not a curated record